UCCCCGUCACCGUCACCGUUCCCCCUUCCCCCUCUCUUUUCUUCCAAUCAACUAUCAUGCCCCCCAAGCGUGGUCGCAACAAGACCAACGCUGGUCGCCCGAAGGCUGCCAAGACCCCCGCGCCCACCAAGGCCGCGGAGGUUGUGGACCCCACGCUCGACACCACUCCUGUGGAUGCUCCCCCUCUUGUUUCCAGCGAGCCCGCCUCUCCCCAGACCGAGGGGGUCUCCGUUGAUGCCGACACCACCGAGGAGGCUGCCGCCGAGGCUGUCGCUGAGGUGACCGUCGAUACUGCUGAGGUCGCCGAGUCUGUUGCCGAGGAGGUUGUCGUCGCGGAGGCCGCUGAGGAGACUGCCGUUGAGGAGGUCGUCGAGCCUACUGUUGAGGAGGCUGUCCCGACCACUGAGGAGGUCGCCCAGGAGGUCGCCAUUGAGAGCGUCGAGGAAACCUCUUCCGAGGCCGCUAUCGAGGAGACCACUGUCGAGGAGGUUGCCAUCGAGGAGGUCGCCAUCGAGGAGGCCACCAUCGAGGAAGUCACUGCCGAGGAGGUCGCCGUUGAGGAGGCCACCAUCGAGGAGGCCACCGUCGAGGAGGCCACCGUCGAGGAGGUUGUUGAGACCAUUGUCGAGGAGGUCACCGAGGAGGCCACCGUCGAGGUCGUCGAGGCCACCGUCGAGGAGGUCACCGAGGAGGCUACCAUCGAGGAGGCCACCGUCGAGGAGGUCGUCGAGGAGGUCACCGAGGAGGCCACCGUCGAGGAGGUCGCCGUCGAGGAGGUCGCCGAGGUCGUCGAGGCCACCGAGGAGGUCGUCGAGGAGGUCGUUGAGGCCACCGUCGAGGAGGCCACCGUCGAGGAGGCCACCGUCGAGGAGGCCACCGUCGAGGAGGCCACUGUUGAGGUCGUCGAGGAGGUCGUCGAGGAGGUCGUCGAGGAGGUCGUCGAGGAGGUCGUCGAGGAGGUCGUCGAGGAGGUCGUCGAGGCCACCGUCGAGGCCACCGUCGAGGCCACCGUCGAGGCCACCGUCGAGGCCACCGUCGAGGCCACCGUCGAGGCCACCGUCGCGGCCACCGUCGAGGCCACCGUCGAGGCCACCGUCGAGGAAGCCACUGAGGUUGUCGAGGCUGAGGCUGCUGCUGAGGGCAUCACCGCGGAGGAGGCCGCCAUCGAGGCCGCCGUCGAGGCCGCCCUUGCGCAGGUCGCCGAUGACAUCAUUGACACCAUUGUCGGCACCAUUGUCGAGACUACCGAGGAGGCCAUCAAUGAGACCGCCGUCGAGGAUGCCUCCGAGGCUCCCGAGACCCCGAUCGCGGAUCUCUCUGACGAGCUGGCCGUCGCCAGGCUGGCUGCCCUCGUCGAGGAGGUUGCCGCUGCGCAGGAGGAGAUCAUCAAGGACGGGGAGCAUUCCGCCCCGGUCUUUGCCAUGCCCUCCGAGCUGACUGCAGCUUCCCCUGGCUCUUCCACGACCACGGCCGAGGAGGCUACCGCCUCCAACGAGGAGGCCGCCUCGGGCCAGCUUUUCUCCACUUCCCCGGCCGACGGUUUCAUGUCUCCCGAGGAGGCGGUUGAUCUGCUUGCCACUCUGACGAAGGAGCUUGUUGCCAAGGACGCCGCCCUCAUCCAGUCGGAUGAUGUCCCCCCGGCCGCCGCUUCCGUCGAUGCCGAUGAGGUCCUUUGCUCCUCGCCCUCCGCCGGCCAGGUGGUGGCCGACAAGGGCCUGCCCAUCGCUGACAGCACUCCUGAUGCCCGGCCCGCCGGUGAGUUGAAUCCGAUUACCCUGUGUUCGGAGUCGCUGGCCAGCCGGGGCCUCAUGCCCGGCUGGUCUACCCUCCGUGGGCAGGCGCCCUUCGAGGCGGCUGACGACCAGCUCCUGGGCGAUCUGGUUCCCACCUACCCCCAUGAGGCCACUUACAGCUUCACCUUCACUCGUGAGCUGAACCUCAUCCAGGUCCGCUCGACUUCGCUGCUCCCCUUCACCGAGGAUGAUGUCCAGGUUCUGGUGCAUGGGCGCGAGUUGGUGGUCACCAUCGCCGACACCCCGUCGCCGAUCAUCUUCGGCACGCUCUUCGGCGACAUCAAGCCCGAGGCCUGCCGCUGGUCUGUGUCCUCGCGCGGCCAGCUGACCAGCCUGUACAUCGAGCUGAUCACCGACGGCCCGGCCGACUGGCCGGCCUUCCUGGUCCCGGGUGAGACUGGUGCCAUGGACCCCCACUCGCAGCUUCUCUUCGCCCGCCUGCAGGGCAUGGACGAGGGCCACAACACCCUGGUCAACUCCGCCAAGCAGGGCCACAAGCAGGCCAUCCUGCUGUACCUCCUCAAGUACUCCGACGUCAGGUGCGACCGCAUGUCGGCUGUUGAGUUCCAGGGGUUCCUGGAUGUGCUGAAGGUGGCAUCCCGCAAUGGCGAUGGCGAGGCCUGCUUGACGCUGGGCCUGCUGCAUCUCCAGGGCCAUGCCUAUCUGGAGGCCAACCCCGCCAAGGCCCUCCUCCUGCUUGAGGCCUACACCGAGAAGAUGCCUGCUCGGGCCAACGCCACGGAGACGCCCACGCUCGACAGCGCCACCCGGGAGACCGUGCAUCCGCUGGCCCUGGCGCACUUCUUCGCCGGCGCCAUUCACGAGGCCGGUGUUGCUGGCAAGCGUGACAUCGACCGUGCGCGUGCCCAUUUCAAGGAUGCCACCCUCUGGCCCGCUGUGGCCGAGUUCCAGAACGCCUGCUUCCACAUGGCCACCCACGUCGAGGGGUCCACCUCCCGUGAGGAGGACUUCAAGAUCUGGCGCGAUUCGGCGGUCGUCGGUGCACAUGCCAAGCAGGCAAAGGGCUCCAUGCCGGUGGGCACGCCUCUGGAGCUGGCUUGCCUGCUGCUCCCGGCGGCGGACAAGCUGCGCGAUCUCCCGGAGCUGUCGGCCAUCGCCCAGGCGGUGGAGGCGGCCCCGGCCGGGGUUCUGCCCGAAAUGUCGCCGGCUGAGAUCUCCAUCGUGCGUCAGGCGCUGGUGGAUGUGGUGUACAGCAGCCCCAAGAGCCAGCAGCUGCCGGCGGAUUCGGUCUUCUUCCCGUCGCCUGCCUCUUGGACCUCGUGGUUGACCCUGCCGGUCAUCGGUGUGGCUGCCGCCGCCGCCACUGCCGUGGCUGCUGGUGUUGUGGUCGCCCUGGGCAACCGCCGCUGAUGAUGCGAUGAAGGGGGGGGGGGGG
Messenger RNA from Fonticula alba, 3189 nucleotides. RefSeq lists its product as hypothetical. The coding region runs from base 57 to 3164 and encodes 1035 amino acids. The transcript is spliced from 7 exons. The record is from RefSeq and is a predicted model, not a curated record. Lineage: Eukaryota; Rotosphaerida; Fonticulaceae. Gene Ontology annotation, molecular function: protein binding.